GACCCAGCUUGAGAUCUAGUCGCUUUUCUUUUUUUCAAGCUCCAUCCAUGACCUGGAUGACUGAACCUGCACAGACACACUGAGUGAUAGGUAUGCUUACAUUCACAGGUGCACUAGAAGCAAGAAUAACUACCAGACAAUUCUGCAUGCCUUUAGUUGUUUAAAAUAACAAAAAUGCCAACAAAUAGUCUCAAUUCAUACCUCAUAAUGCCACUCACUCCAUGAUAUUGUAGAUUUCAGAUACUAACUCACCAGGCUAACGCUAAAUGCCAUCUUAUCCCCCAGCUUGUGUUAGCUUGUUUAACUGCUACAGUGCUGCUGGUGCCACCACUUAGUACAGGACGAAGCUGUAAGUCUUGGGGGAUUGUUGUAUUUGUGAACCACACACAGGGAAAAUACUUCAAACAAUCUUAACUCACAUUAUACUAGAUUACUUCAUCGUUUUGUAGCUAGUAGUUAAUGUUUGCUAACUUCAGUUAGCUUAGCCUUUGCUUUUCCCGUUGCUGUAAAGUGAGCCUAUAUAAAAAAUAACCAACCAAAACACUAUGUCAGCUCUUUCUCACUAGUAUUUUAGUAGUUCAUUUUUACUUACCAUCAACUUCUAGAAGUCCAUACCUGGAGUAAUGUUUAUAAGGCAAAACUAAAAUAGUUUCUAGAGGGUGAAGCUCAACUCCUCCGAAGAAAAAGUCCUUCAAGAAUAAAUGAAAGGUACAAGACUAAAAUACAUUUGUUUGAGAAAUGUAAUAAACAUGUUGGAUAUACAUGUAUACAUAUGAAAUGCAUCCUUGCAAAUUCAAGAAACCUGCACGUUGUUGUGAAGCGUCGACUCACGUUUAUCAUGUGAGUACACUUAUACAGUAGAAACCCACAAAUGUUUGCCAAAGGAGGAGAAGGAGGACAACCAGUUAGUGUAACAUAUUGUCAGGAUUUCAGGAAAGUCCGUAUGGCUGUUAAUGCAAAGUUAAAUCAUAACCCUCCAGCUGCACACAGACAAUGGCAGUAAGCUGGGGAAUCCUUCUGGAACAGUCUGAGCUGAUAAGCUCUGUCAUUAAGCGAACGUUUCAAUGAAGAUGAAACAUUGUCAACUGACAACAUAUUCAUUUCUGUCUGUGUCAUUUCAUCAGUUGAUCUUUGCAAAUGCUUUGCUGCUUAAAACGUCAUGUUUGGUGUGAAACAUGCUGAAACAACAGGAUUCAAGCUGCUGGGAGGGUCUGUGUCCUCUUCUGUGUGCAUAAUGAAUCUAUAUCAUAAGAAAUCUAUACGCGCAAUUUAUGCAAAUCUUCUUGUAACCAUGGUGACACAGGCCUGUUCCUCAUUAAGGCACUCGAAGGCAGUUAAAACUGCAGACUGUUUGUGUCAUCUGCGCACUAUGUGUUUUCUUCCUCCCUCAGACACACAAACACACACACACACACAGAGCUGUGACCUGUUACACAGCGUAUGGUAGCAGAUGGGGGUGGGUUGGCCUUUGACCCUGUAUUUGAUCGUCCCACUGUGCCUGAGUGAGAGAGAAAACACUGAAAUAUUACACCCAGCCCCCUGCCAAGCUCUCCAAUCCUCUCCUCACCUAAACUCUUCUCCCGCUGCUCCUCUUCCUCCUCCUCGGGGCUGAUUUGACACACUUGUCUUAAACAUUACCAUGUGGAGUUUAUCUCUCUGCCCUUUAUAAAGUACGGCACUAAAGAAGGGAGACUUCUUUAGUUAUUGCACAACGUCUACACACACAAACACAGACAAUCUCAGAUUUGGCUUAUUUCUCUUAACCCUUUUUUUUUCUUCCCAUUGUGUUUUUCCCCCUGUGCUUAUACUCUUUUUCACCACCCCGGCAUAUCCCUGUCCUUUGUUUUGUCCUGCUCCUUUCCGUGACUUCUACACAUCAUUAGCUGCUGACAUGGAUCCACAGUUUGAUCCUGGGAAGAGACACAAAUACCUUUGAGGUUGUGUCAGGAACAAGCAACACAGAGAGUUGUUGCCUGUACUGAUCUCAGAUAGAGGCAGUGUGCAAAGUAUGUUGUGGUAUGUAGCUUGGGCUAUAGCAGUAAUUAAGUGUAAGCUAGCUUUUUAAUAACUAAAAGUAAUUUAAUUGGAAAUUAAGUUGUUGCUUUGUACAAAACAUUUUUUAUUGUGCCAGAUAUUUAGUUUUUUAGUAAUUUAAUAAUAAAUAAAUUAUAUGUCCUCAAUCCAGAAAAAGGAGCUAAUGCCUGCUUAAGAUUUCAACUCACAGUUAUGCUUUUUUUAAGCCACAGAUGAACUUUUUGUCAACAUUAGUCUAAGGAGUUUGGAAAGAAAGCGUCUGGACUCCUUUAAGUUGCUUGAAGAUGUUUCACCUUUCAUCUGAGAAGCUUCUUUAGUUCUAGGGUCAAAUGGUGGAGAGUCCUAGAUUUAAGCCGAUUUAAGCAGAUUUUUGUCAACAGUGAAAUCUUUUGGCCACUAGCGUUUAGCAGCUUUCAUUUUAAGAGCAGUGAAUGGAUAGUUCUUGCUAAAAUACAAUUUGGGACUUGUAUUUUGCUUAGUAAACACUAUAAUCUGAUGAAUUAUUAUAAUAAUAUAAUAAUUCCCCAAAAAUAAAGCCUUUGCAGUUGAAUUUAGUCAUUAAAAAGAAAAAACACAAGCUAACUCUAGCUCAAGAUUGACUAGAGCUUAUCAUAUCUGAGUUUAACUGCAAGGUUAGCUUUUAGCUUAUUUUCAGUUUACAAUAUUUGAUAAACUUUCUUUGAAUAACAUGUUUAAACCUCCCGUAAUUAACUAUGUACGUGCUGUGUAAAUAAGCUGCAAAGACAUUAUUAACAUAUAAUCAGAUUUUAUGCUGGCAUUUUACACUAAUUAGCAAAAAUUUACUAAUAAGUCCAACAGUGUAAAAGAUGGACGUAGUUCGGGGUCAGAAAAGUUCAUUCAAAACUGAAGUUGCUUAAAUCUGAAUUCUUUUUAAUGAACACGGGGGGAUCCUUCAACCUGAAAACACUUUGUGUUGGAUACAAUUCUAUCUGUGUCUGGUAGACUCUUUAUUAAUGAGUUUAUAGACUCAGAAAGGAGGAUUGUUUAGCAUAUUGUCAUUUGCUAAUAAGGUUGGGCGAUUGGAUGAACAUAUCGACUAUUGACGAUAGGCCGAGCCUUUCGCCGAUCGUUUACACAAGAGCGGUGUAUUUAUUUAUUUGCCCACGAGUAAGUUUGCUAAUAUUGUUUAUUGAAGCUAAGAGAAGCGGUCAACCAAAAAAAUAAUAGCGCUGUUUUAAUGGCACACUCUUCCAGCUGUGAACAAAUGCACAUUCCUCAGAGUGCGCAAAAUGCAGCGACUCCUUUACUCAAACUCAGAAAGAACGAAAGGCAGCGGCCUGUGUUCAGAAAAAACACAAAAACAUUUUAUUUGAAUAAAGAAACAACAACAAUGGUGGGGAGGGAAACAACGAGAAACUGCAUCUUUUUUCUACUAUAACCGUGUUUACAGGCUGUUCCAGUGUUUGUCUUACACACUCGACCAAACUACAAAUACAAAUUAAACAAAAAGUAAUUUAAAACUCAAAAUGUCUCUUCCAGCCAGCACAAAAAAAAAAUCUCAGACGUAAUGUUAAGUCUUUUGUAUGAUUUGGCGAAUCUCAAACAAAGAAAUAAAUGAAUGAAUAAUCCAAAAAGUAGCUAUAUUUAUACUGAAACAAACAAGAAAAGAAGGUAAAAUAUUCCCUCAACAAACAAAACGUAUAAAUUCUAAACACGAAAAUCAGUCCAUUCGUGAUUACAUGGCUCCGCCCAUCAAAAUGUCUGUGCCUGCGCGAAUAUAUCGCCUGUCAUCGGUUGUUGGACUGACAACAUAUCGCCCAAGCUUAUUUGCGAAUGACUAUUCAAUCAGAGGAGGUUAUUGUUUCACAGUCAGCUCCACUUUUCUAUUAUCACAUCUGGCUUUCAAAGAGAUGCUCAUGGUAAAAAUGUUUGACUCGAGCCUUUAUAGCAGGACCUCACAGUCCAGUGGGUGACAUCACAGAGGCUUUAAACUGUGGCUUUACAAAAGGUUCUUACUCUGUAUGUUUUUAGAAAACUAAAUAAAAAAAUAAAUAGUGUAAUAAAGUUCUAAGAUGAGUGGAUAAUGCUUUAGAUACAUUAUCUCUAGUAGUUUCAUUUUUCUGUACAUCUAUAUGUUACCUAUAAGGUAUUAAUGUAACCUGUUAAAUGUUUUAGGUUUAACAGGUUAAACCUAUUAAACCUAAAACUACUUCUAGGUGGACAACAAAAGGUCAAAGGUAAAAGUUGGAGACAUUAUAGAAUCAUAAACCAGCUUUUUGUGUUUUUUCUUCGUUCUUCCACAAAUUUCAGCCUAAAUCUUUCCUUCAAGUCUUAAAUUUAAACCCGUUUUUUCUGCACUCUUUCAUAAAAUCACAUUUUAAAUAAUAUUUAACUAGUUUUUUUUUUAGUUCAUAUACAUUUUCCACAUUUCUUGGUCUAAAGUGGAUUACAGUCUUCCAUGUUCACUGUGAUUUGUGGUCGCACUCUCCUCUGUUCUUGGAAAGAGUUUCACUUUAAUUGCAGCAUUUCUUUGCUCUGCUGCUUUUCAGAAAUUGUUCUGUCUCUGCGCGUUUUUUCUUCUUUUAGAAGAGACAAGGCUGAACUGUUUUUCUAAACUUUCCUCGUGCUUCUCGACAUGUAACAGAUUACGCUCUCGGUUCAGCUCCUCCUGCAGGCUUUCUGUUUCUCGCCUGUGUGAGGUUUUUUUUCUUUUUGGGGGUUGGAGGAGGGGAGGUUUUAAUUUGCGGUGCAGUCGGACGAGGGAGGUCGUCUUUCAGACCAGAUAUGGAGGCUCUGCUGGUGGAGAAAGAGGCUUUGCACACUUAGAAGUGUUCUUUUUUGUGUGUUCUGACCUAAGAGCGUACCGUAUGUGAGAGGAUUGUUGUGGGCUUUUUUGCUUGUUUUUGCACUGGAUGCUUUAGUUGUUACUCUGUUUUCUGGGACUCUACCUGUGAAUGAGAAAGGCUUUCAUUUUUCUGGCUACAAAGGACAAUAACCAGUGGAAAUGCAUUUCCCAGGUUUGUGUGAGUUGCAGUCAACUUUAGAGCACUUCUCAUGUAUGCAGAUUGCUGUUUCACCUCUGAAGAGUAACAAAGAAGUUCAUCUGUUACCACUGGAUUUGCAUGUUUUAUUGUCCCGCAGUCACUCAGCCUGAAAAGUCGGAGCACCUCUGGUGUGUUUUUUUUUCUUUUUCCGGAGAGUCUCUUCCUCUUCUUAUCACUUCACUUCUACCUCCUUCAUCUUUUUCUCCCCCUCUCCUUUGUGUACUCUGGAGAAGGAGGAGCUCGAUACCAAAGUGAAGAAGACGGGAUCAUGAUGUCAUCACAUUUUCACCAACAAAACUUAAUGGAGAGGGAGAAGAGCACAACUUCAGCUGACUUAGUUUACUCUGCCCCCUACAUGGAAGUACUGUGAACCAAUCAGAGUCCUGCUGACAGCUAGCCAUGGACUGCACGGCGGCUAUUUUGAAAGCAUGCGCCCGCUCCAGAGCCAAGUGGUGUUGCCACGGGCGCUCCAGUGUCCGUCACCCGUGGGGGCCGGCGAAUGGCUGCGGUUGUGGUCGAGGUGUGUUUGCGGGGGGCUUCGUCAACCACACCUCGUCCCUCCUGCGGCGCUUGCUGUUGCACGUUUGCUGUUGUCACUCUCACGAGGAGAGUUCGCAGUUGUGUCGCGAUUGGGGGGAUUGUCCGAUCCAAGGAGUGGAGAGAGAUCGAAGAGGAAGGAGACAGGAGGAAGGUGAAGAUGAGGAGUUAGGACCACCCCCCUCAGUAGAUGAGGCAGCUGAUGCCCUGAUGACGAGGCUUGGUUUUCUACUUGGAGAAAAGGUCAUCAGUGGAGAGCCAGGCUCCCCUUACCAUGCUCAGGAUGGGCAGAGGAUGUCUCCUUCUUCCAGUCUGGCUAGUAGCAACACCUCGCCCAGUUCCACACUGCACCCUCCCACUGGUGCUGAAGGCAGUAGUAACAACAAGCACGCCUCCCCGAACCAUGCCUCCGUCACCUCCCCCACCUCAACACUGGAGAGCAGAGACAGUGGGAUCAUAGCCACGCUGACUAGCUAUUCUGCUGACUCAGCUGCAGAGAGGGAUGACGGCGCUAAGUAUGCAGGAGAAUGUUACCAUGGCAGCAGUCUCAACCUGUGGCAGCAGGGGGGUCGACCAGUGGUGGCGUCCACUUCGUCUACCAGUGUGGUAGCGUCAGGAAGCAGAAAUGAGGGUUUUCUUUAUAGGGUGGACGACAGCAUGGCUGCCUCCACUUACAGCCUAAACAAACUCCACCCAGAUCGAGGCACUGGCCUCACCCAGUCAUCAGGUUCCACCCAUUCCAUCCCCCUCUACUUCAUGCCUCGCCCUAAUUCGGUUGCUGCCACUAGUUCGGCCCACCUUGAAGACCUGGCUUAUCUUGAUGAGCAGCAGAGACACAUCCCUUCAAGGACAUCCCUCAGAAUGCCUAGACAGAAUUCUGGGAUUCGUAGUCAACAGGACCACAGAGCAGUUCGUUUCACUCCCUCUCUGAACCUGAAGCCGCUUCACUUUGAGGUUCCUGGUCUCUCAUCUGAUUGGCUCUUCACCGGCAGGGAGUGGCUCUUCCAAGAAAUGGACACCUGCCUCCGCAGUGAUGAUCCAGCAACCAGCCGGGGCGCGGUUAUCAUCGGCAACAUGGGAUUUGGCAAAACGGCCAUCAUUGCUCGCUUGGUGGCACUUAGUUGUCAUGGAAACCGUAUGUGGCCAAAUGCUUCUAGCAGCCAGACCAUAAACAAACAUGUGGAGACUUUUUCCCACGACUCCCUGGGAAGAGGUGGAGGAGGAGAUGAAGGGGGGUCAGGAGAAAGCUGUCCAGGCACACCAGAAAUGAGGAGGAGACAGGAGGAGGCGCUGAGGAGGCUCGCGGGACAGGUAGUCUCAUAUCAUUUCUGUCAGGCCGAUAACUGCCACACCUGUCUCGUUCCGGAGUUUGUCCACAACAUGGCGGCUACAUUAAGUAGCGCGCCUCAGCUGGCUGCCUAUCGUGAACUACUGCACCGGGCGCCACAGCUCCAGAGCAUGCUCAGUCUGCGCUCCUGUAUCCAGGAUCCGAUCUCUGCCCUUCAGAAAGGAAUACUAGAACCGCUCGAUGCACUCUACAGAGAAAAUAAACUGCAUGUAGAAGGGGCGGGCCUUAUUGUACUGAUUGAUGGGCUAAACGAGGCAGAGUUCCACCGGCCGGACUACGGCGACACGCUGACCUCCUUUCUAUCCCGAACCAUCCAGAAAUUUCCUUCCUGGCUGAAGGUCAUUACCACUGUCAGGACCAGUCAGCAGGACAUCACUCAUUCUCUGCCCUUUCACCGCAUCUCUUUAGACCGAAUGGAUGAGAAUAGCGCCAUAGACCAGGACCUGCAGGGUUACCUGAUGCAGCGUAUCCACAGCAGCACUGAGAUCCAAAGCAAUGUGUCACUGAGCAAUGGCCGCCUCGAUAACACUGCACUGUCCAAACUGAUCAGCCACCUGAAGAGCCUGAGCAGAGGCUCAUAUCUCUAUUUAAAACUGAUCCUGGACCUGAUAGAGGGGGGAUACCUCGUUCUGAAGAGCUCCAGCUUCAAGGUGGUUCCUGUGAGUCUAGCAGAGGUUUACCUGCUGCAGCUCAACAUGCGCUUUCCCACCCAGUCGUCCUUCCAGAGAGUUCUACCUUUACUCAACGUUACUGUGGCAUCGCUGCACCCGCUGACUGACCAGCAGCUGUUUGAGGUGGUAAAUGCGGGCACCCUGGCCGGAGGUUCGCUGGAGUGGGCGGAGUUCUCACAGCGCCUGGAGCAGCUCUCCUCGUUCCUGUUGCGGCGCAGCGACGGCAGUCGGAUGCUAAACCACACCUCCUUCAGGGAGUGGCUCAUGUGGAGGGAGGAGGGCCAGGAUGACCGGUUCCUCUGCGAUCCCAGGAGUGGCCACACUCUCCUGUCCUUCUGGCUCUGCAGACAGGCAGGAAAGCUGACCCGACAGCAGACACUGGAGCUCGGGCAUCACAUCCUGAAGGCGCACAUCUACAAGGGCCUGAGUAAGAAGCUAGGGGUUUCCUCCUCAGUUCUGCAAGGGCUGUGGCUGUCAUACAGCACCCAGAGCCUGAGCCCUGUUCUUGCGUCACUGCGCAACCUCUACACCCCCAAUAUCAAGGUGAGCAGAUUGCUGAUUAUGGCUGGGGCUGAUGUGGAUUACUGUAGCGAUGUCCUCAACAACGCCCCCCUGCUGUGUGUCCACGCUCACCUGGGCCACACUGAUGCUGUAGCACUGCUGCUUGAUCAUGGAGCACAGCUGGAUGCUUGGUCACAUGAUGGUUUGACUGCACUGGGAUUCGCUGCUGCAGCUGGUCACCUGGAUAUCGUCACAAUGCUGAGUCAGCACAGAGCCAAGGUGGGUCACGUGGACGGCUCCGGUCGGUGCGUGCUGGUUCACGCAGCCCAGCGAGGCCACCUCGAGGUGCUGCGCUUUCUCCUAAAGAGGGCGGAGUGGAGUUGUACUACCUGCUGUGGACAGAAGGGGGCAAGCAGGAGCCAAGCAGUGCAGCAGGCUUUGAUUGCUGCAGCCAGCAUGGGACACACAGAGAUGGUGUCAUACCUAUUGGACCUUCCAGAGGAAGAUGAAGAAGGGGAGGAGAGACCUGAGAUCAACACAUAUGACAGUCUAUGGGGAGAGACAGCUCUGACAGCAGCAGCAGGAUGUGGCUGUCUGUCUGUCUGCAGGCUCUUGUUGGAUCAGGGGGCAGCUGUGGAGCAAGGAAACAAGCAGGGUGUCACUCCACUUUUCAGCGCCGUGAGACGGGGUCACUGGCAGGUGGUGGAGUUGUUUCUGAAUCAGGGGGUGGAGGUGAACAUGGUGGACCAGCAGGGUCGAACAUCUCUGAUGACUGCAGCCUCAGAGGGACACAUGAGCACUGCCCAGCUGCUGCUGGAUCAUGGAGCCUCCCUCGAACAGACCGACAGAGAAGGGCUAACGGCACUGAGCUGGGCGUGUCUAAAAGGCCAGCUCUCAUUGGUCAGAGAGCUUGUGGAGAGAGGAGCAGCCACAACUCAUGCAGACCGCAAUGGACGCACGCCUCUGGAUCUGGCUGCAUUCUGCGGAGACCCAGAUGUGGUGCAGUACCUUGUGGAUCACGGUGCGUCAGUGGAGCAUGUGGACUGCAGCGGGAUGCGCCCUCUGGAUCGAGCAGUCGGCUGCAGAAACACUUCUGCAGUCAUCGCUCUACUGAAAAAGGGAGCCAAAAUAGGACCUGCAACCUGGGCCAUGGCAACCUCUAAGCCAGAUAUCUUAAUGGUUCUGCUCAGUAAAUUGAUCCAAGAAGGAGAUAAAUUGUACAAGCAAGGUAAAGUGAGGGAAGCCGCUCACUCCUAUCAGUCAGCUCUCCAGAAGUUUCCAGGAGACGAGCUGAAGACGUUCAAACAGCUCAGGGUGUGCGUGCUGCUCAACCUGUCACGCUGCCGCCGCAAGAUGAACGACUUCAGCCUUGCUGAGGAGUUUGCUACCAAGGCCCUGGAGCUAAAAGCCAAAUCUUAUGAAGCCUUUUAUGCCAGAGCCCGUGCCAAACGCAGCCGCAGACAAUUCCACGCUGCUUUGGAGGACCUGAUUGAAGCCAGCCGUUUGUGCCCAUCCAACCGGGAGAUUCAGCGCCUGCUGUCACGGGUCAAAGAAGAGUGUCGGCAGGCUGCACAGCAAAAGGACACUCAUCCUCCAUCAUCUAAUCACGUCUAUCAGCAGAACAUGUCCAUCAGCGAGGCCAGGUCUAGAGAUUCAGGUUGUUUGCAGGUACAGGAUAGAGAGGGGCUUACAGAGGAAGAGGAGGAAGAGGAGAAAGCAGAGAGCAGUUUCAGGGAAAGAGACUCCUCUCCCUGUCACCUUCAACCUGCGGUUCAAAGUCUUGACACCCGCUGCCACUCUGGGGUACCAUCGCCCUCCUCCCUUUCCCCCACUCAUCUGUAUCAUCACCUCCCCAGUCCCACCCACGCAGCCUCCCUUUCUUCACCUAGUCACUCUGCACCUCCCCCUCCUUCCACAUCUUAUCACGAUUUCAGCCCUACUUCCUCCCUAAUCCAGCAUCAGCAGCGAGGUGGCAUAGUGUCUGAAAGUAUGCCUACAUUGUCCGAAAGUGGAGGUGUACAAAACUAUCCACAGUCUGACUUAGAUCAGAACCAGGGAGUCCAGCGUCACCCCCAUCUGGCUGGUCAGAGGUUCCAGAAGCAGAACCCCAUCCAAGGCCACUGGCUCCAACCAGCCAAAGCACAGGUGGUCCGAACCAAUCAGCCCAGUUCUUCUACCCACUCCAGCAUGGUUUUGGGAAGUUCUGCCUAUUCCCAGUUCGCCCAUCUGCCCAAAGAACUAGCAGAGCUUGGGGAAGGCUUUUGCUCAAAUCCUAUGGAUGUCAGGCCUAGCCCAUUGGCUCAGCCUGGUCUGAGCUCUGGAGCUUCUUAUGUACAGGAUGAAGAAGAAGAAGUUGACCUGGUUAGCCAGGCCAGAGGCACAUCUGGCUAUGGGAAAGCAGCAGGAGCCGAGUGGGCGGGGGUAAACCGUUUUGGCCAGUCCCGUCAGUUCAGCCGUAACCAAUCCAAAGCAGCCUACUACCCUUUGGAAGUUACAGAGGCAGCAAUGGGGUCUUCAGAUAGGCUUCAGUCAUCGCACGAUUAUCAGUAUCAACACCAGGGUGGUCUUCGACGUCCACUCAGUGCUCACCCAACCUCCUCCUCUGGUCAUUCCCCUAGGCCUCUCAUCCAUUCCCAGAGUGUCAGCGUCCGUUUCUCCCCCAGCAGUGGUAGUCUUGCUACUGGACAGCCAGCUAAUCUUGGGCCAGGCUUUAGGACAUCGGCCUCUGUUCAGCACAUGGAUCUACCUUCAGAUCUGGCCUCUGCUAGAAGCAUUAGUGGUUACCAUGAUGAUAACUUCCUGAUCGCCUCUCCCCAGUCAGAAAUAUGCAUGUCAGGAGGCGGGACUUACCCUGGAGAGGUGGGACGUUCAUCUAGGAACACUCCUUUUAUGGGAGUAAUCGACAAGACGGCAAGGGUGCACCAGCAGUAUCAGCAACAGGCUCCGUCCAGCUCAGCGUCCUGUCUCAGUCCGUCUCGCUCCUGGGCCGUGUCUUCAGUGGACACAGUUGUCACUUCGCCCAGCAAAAACCCCCCUCCACCCCAGCUCUCAUCCUUUGCCUACCACAACCGCAGCAACAACAAUGCCCACAAUGGUCACGCCUCUUAUGAUAACCAGCUGGACUUCUAUGACGUGACGCCAGGAAAUGUUCAUCAGGGUGAGGGCUCAGUGCAGGUUGCCUGUCAGAAUCUCUCCUACAUGGAUGUGAAGGUGGCUCGGACGCUGCCCAUGAUCCACAGCUGCUCGGACAGACCGACUGAGAGACGUACGGGUCCUACGUCUCCGGUUAAACCAAAAAGACCCUUUGUAGAGUCCAAUGUGUAAAGACAAUACAAGAACAUUAAUGAAAAGUGGUAUAAAUGAAGUCACUGUACCGAUAUACUGGAAGACUGUUCUUGAAACAAAGUAAUGUCAAGUUCCUACAUUUAGUACUUGGAAUGUUUAUAAGAGCAAGACACACCAAGUUCAGACUGGGUAAAAGCUUUUGUUUUCAUUUGGUUGUAUUUGUUAGUAUGCUUCAGAGAACUCCACCUCACUUGCUAGGUUAAGUGAUUGCUCUAUGUUGUUUUUGGAAAGAGUGCCACUUCAUCUUAGGCAAGAUGCCUAACCUAUAAGAACGGCAUGGAACAUAUUCACCAAUAAUGAACUGGUUCUGCCAUUUGGAAGUGAAACAUUAACAGGUGUUCACCUCACAAAGCACAAGAAUGAAGAAGAUAAUUAUGGAAUAAGACUGUAUUCUUCUUCUUGCACAAUUCUGGCUUGAAUUACAUUUUAAAACUGCAGUUCAAGUCUAAAUGGUGAGGUCCAGACAGGAGAGAAAAAGCACCGCAAUUACCUUUGCCUGCUGCCGACGCCUUUAAUAAAGAUCUCAUUUCAAGAUUGAAGCGCUUAAAUAACACAGACUUGAAAGAAAUGGACGAAUCCAGGCUCGCGUCAUUGUACCAGUCAAACGCUUGUUAGUGACCCAGACCCAAGCCAUAGUUUGAGAAACUCGAAAAUACUGUCAUUGAAUAAACACUGAGUUAAAAAAAAACAAAGGAGAAAAAAUUGUAUUUAUCUUUUUAAGUUAUGUCUGUAUCAAACUGUAAAGUUUCUUUUUGUUUUUUCUUAAAACGGUAUUCCUUUGGGAUUUGCCAUCGUGUUUAUUUUGGGGGAUCGUCUGUGAGAACACGUAAACUGAAACUUUAGAGUUUUAGUUUACAUGAAGCAGAAACUCUAAAGUUUUCCAUGUUGGGUUAACAUUGGUCUCUUUCUGGGUUCAGUUAGAACGAUAUAGCGCAUUUGUAAAAAUUGGAUUUUUUGGAAGGGUCAUCCAUUCAGCCUUUUUCUGUGCUCUCUGAAGGCCUUUUAUAUUCUGUAGUCCUAAUGGUCUAAUUAUGCAAACCAUAUGAUUCCAAGUGAUACACCAGGGCUCUUCAUACUGUAUUAUGUUGGAAACAUUUUGCUUGUAUGUGCCUCGGUUGUCAGUACUGUCAGUCACUCUCACUCUGACCAUUAACUUGGCUUGACAUGUAAUUUCCGGAUAUUUGUCCUCAACAAUGUGCAUUUGAACUCUUUGGAUGGUGUUGUAUGUUUUUCUUGCCUUUCCAAAGAUAACUGUGUAAAAUUCCAAUGAAACAAUCUAUUUAUCUGCGCGAAACCAGCUUAAUUUAUGACCAUGCCAAGCUAACUAUCUUACCACCAACAGCAGCCACAGAGCCUUACCAAUGAGGCCCAAAAAUGUACCACUAUUCAACUACAUUCAUUUACUGUGUUGAGGUUUGUUUGUUUUUCAAAAACUAAAGUUCAGUUCACUUUUUUCAUCUUAUCAUCCACUGUGUGUUUCACAGUCAGAUCAGAAUCUUAGCCUCACAAACAUUAGCAUACGUAGCCGUGUGUUUACUUACUCUUCAGAUGGUUCCUCCAACUUUGGUGUGUUUCUGUGCUUGUUAUAAACGCCUGCGCUCAGAAAAAGUUUAAAAUCUUCGAAAAUUAAGUAAAGUUCAAAUAAAAUGUGAAGAAACAACUUCUCCAAAACAUGUACAUUGUACUGUGUUGGAGCAACACCAUCUUAAGUUGUACUAGAGCCAGGCAGGACUUUUCAUGUGAAAUCGGUUUGUACCAUGAGCUGGUGCAGUGAAUCAGUAUAACCUUUAUUUAAUAAUGUUCUUAUUUAUAGUGCUGUUCUGGGAAAAGGCAAAUUCUCUUGAGGCAACAAGGGCAGAAAUAAAAAGAGACAAGAAAAGUUUUUUAAAAGUGGUGAAAGUUUUUGUUAGAAUUUGCAAAGUAUAAUUAAAAAAAGGAAGUUUAGGUCAGAACAUAGACCUAAAUUUGGAUGUUAAAUAGGAAAAAAACUGUCGUAAUCAAAGAUGAUAAUUAAAAUGUUUGUCUGCAACAAAUGAUUUUAAGUCAUUAAUCAAAAGUCUUAUUAUAUAACAAACAUUUAUAGUUGUCGACAGUGUUUCUGCUUAUGUGAUAUCAAAGACUAGGCGUCAGUAACAGUAACUGUGACAUAAAAAAAGUUUUCCUCGUUGUGCCACGUUACUGGGUUUUAAAAGUCGUUACUUUGAAUGGAAAAUGCGUUUUUCUUAUCGUACCUUAGAUGCUAGGGCUAACAAACAUCUGCUGCAAUACAGAAAUUACGCUGUUUCUUUUUUGCGUUUCCCAAAGCGAUCACCAUCUACUUGGGAUUUUGAAUGUUACCAAUUUUUAGCACACUAUCAUUUAUGAAUCCAUCAAACACAUGUUUAUUUAUGUCUUUACAAGGUUUUCCUUUCAAACCAGUAGUUUGCCUAGCUUGCUAAAACAGAUAAAACAGACAACAUAUUUAUGGCAAAAGACACGGUUUACUGCUCAAAAUGCUUUUGUCUAUGUCAGCAAGGAAUGAUUUAACUUUUCCAUCUUAACCUUGUUAACGACAAGGGGAGGUGGCUAGCUGAAUAUUUAAAAGAGGGACAAGUUUCACUUUAAUCAUAUAUUAAGAUCAGGCUUCUUUAAAACUGUCUUUUAUAAACAUGAAUGCCAGUUUUUGUACAUUUGUAGUGCUUUUUCCCCCCAAACUUCUCACUUUCAGUUGCUGUUGCUGAUGAAACAAGUGACGUCUGACACAGCGCACACAGUACAGACUCUGACCACUGCCAUCAUCUCGUACUGCUCAGGGGACUGCAGCUGUGAGAUGAUAUUAGCAAUUUGAUGUUCAAAGUGAAAACGUGGAAAAUCUGUUAGCAAAACUGUGUGUUGUGCAUCACAUGUAGGAUGUUUACCUUCUGUCUGCAUUGGUGCCUGACUGUGAAAUAUCCCGUCAGAACAGAGCCAAGUCAGUGUGUACUUUGGGCUCUUUCACAGUGUGUAAGAUGAGCUUACAUUUAAAACCAAGGAUGGUGACGAGAAGAGCUUCAUUAUCAAACAUUUCAAGCAACAUGAAUGUGUUUUUGGCUCAUGUGGAAUCACUGAGUUAGAAAGAGGAAUAAAGCUGAAUAAAAGAC
Molecule: messenger RNA, 14560 nt
Organism: Haplochromis burtoni (Burton's mouthbrooder)
Lineage: Eukaryota; Metazoa; Chordata; Actinopteri; Cichliformes; Cichlidae
Gene: tanc2a
Product: tetratricopeptide repeat, ankyrin repeat and coiled-coil containing 2a
Exons: 27
Coding region: 5439-11420 (1993 amino acids)
Biological process (GO): regulation of dendritic spine morphogenesis
Cellular component (GO): dendritic spine
Molecular function (GO): protein binding
Source: RefSeq, a predicted model, not a curated record